Molecule: messenger RNA, 3150 nt
Organism: Hansenula ciferrii
Lineage: Eukaryota; Fungi; Ascomycota; Saccharomycetes; Phaffomycetales; Wickerhamomycetaceae
Gene: PPS1
Product: tyrosine/serine/threonine protein phosphatase PPS1
Exons: 1
Coding region: 1-3150 (1049 amino acids)
Biological process (GO): protein dephosphorylation; nuclear DNA replication
Molecular function (GO): protein tyrosine/serine/threonine phosphatase activity
Source: RefSeq, a predicted model, not a curated record
AUGGCGGAUUCUUCAACUUCAGUGAUGGCUGCCACAGCGUCUACUUCAAACACAUCUAUUUCAUCCUUGGAUCGAGAUUCUUCCACCAACACCACUCAGCCAGAUCAUCAUCAAGAAGUCCCAAGACUCGUCAAUAACACCCUGGAAUCCCCCUCUUCAAGCUCGUCUUCUUCAUCAAAAAGUGGUAACAACAAUAAUACAUCUGAGAAAUCUAUCCAUGGAUCUUCCUCUUCUGGGUCUUCUUCAUCAAGUCGAACUUCUAAAAGGGCAAAUAGUACAGUUUCAAUGUCUGAAAGGAAUAAAAUAAGGUCAAAAUUAGAUAUGUUACCUUAUGAUCAUACAAAUGUCAAAUCAUUACCAUCUGUUUUCAAUUCACCUGAAAGACAACAUUCACAAAAUGAAUAUUCUUUAGAGGAUGAUUCCCAUAGUUCUAAAUUAGAUGCGCGUCAUUAUUCAGCUUCUUCAAUAACACAUGCAAUGAAUACAAAUAAAACUGUGAUAUCACCGUUAGCUCCAAGUCUUGAUUAUUUUUGGUCAAAUAAAUCAUUACAUAAAUUAUACCCUAUAAAACUAAUAUCUAAUGAACAAUUGAAAUCAAUAAUGAAUUGGCAUUAUUCAAAUCCAUUACCUGAAUGUGAAUCUAUUUUCCCCUGGUUACAUGGUAUUCAUCAUUCAAAUCAAAAUCAAAGAGAUUUUUUGAAUUCAUUAAUAAAUUUUACCACUGUGGAGAAGAAUAAUUUUGAUGUUUUCAAUCAAAAUAAUGGAAAAAUCCCAUCUACAAAUAGAUCAUUAAUGCCAAUAAGAUCAAAUUUUAUUGAUAAUGAGAAUGAACAAAUUGUUAAGUCUUCAGCUGUUUUAAAAGGUUCUGUAACUUCAAAUGAAAUAUUAUGUCAAUUAGAUGUAUCAAGACAAGAUUUAUUAAUACUUCUUAAUGGGUUAUUAAAAGAUUUGAAAAUUCAUGAUUCAAAUGGUGAUGAAUUUGAACAAGUAUUGAAUACAUUAUUUAAAGAUUGUGAAACUUUAGGUUUAUUACCAAUUUUCAAAAAUAUGGAUCCUGUUAAAGGUAUAUCAUUAAGAAAUUUCCAUAUUCAAGUUUGUAAAUUAGCUCAAAUAUCAGAUUUUAUUGUUUAUUGUUUUAAUGAUUCUCAUUUGGACAAUGACCAUCAUGAAGUUUCCAAAUGUCAUUGUGCAUCUGUUGCUAGAUUAUUAUAUUUUGCUCAAUUAAAACAUGCUAUAGAUUAUCCAGAAUUAAUAGAAUCAAUGUUUACUACUUUAAUACUUCAAGAUAAUGAUCUUUCAUUUUUUAAAAAAUCAGAAGCAAAUAGAAGAUUAUUAGCAAUUGAUAAAAUUGAUAGAGAUGAUACAAUUAAACCACCGGGGAAAAUUUGCUCAGUUUUCGAUUAUGAAGUAUUUGAUAAUUGGGAUACAAAUUAUCUUUUCAGAGAAAAAUUAGAAAUUUCAAGAAUGUCAACUGCUACUCCUGUUAUUAAUAAUGUUUGGUUUGGUAAUUGUACUGAUUAUGAAGUUUUAAAGAUUAAAGGUUCAACAACGUCUACUUCUACUUUUAAUUCCAAUUCACAAAAUUUUGAAUCAAGAAAUAUUAACCCUGAAGUUCCAUUAUAUGUUGAUCCAACUUUUACAACAGUUGGUGUAACAAGAGAUAUUUUAUCACAAGAAAAUGAUAAUGCAUUAAUAACACCAGCUGCUGCGGAUUGGGGGUUAUUCAUAAAUUGUUGUGAAGGUUCUAAUUUUCCAAGUUUAAAACUUUUAGAUGUUUUAUUAAGAAAAACACAUUCUGAAAUUUCUUCUUCACCAUCUCUAAAUGAGAAAACUUAUUUAAAUUUCCCACCUUCUGGUUCAAUUGGGUUAGGUGAUUUAGAUGAUGAUGAUUUAAUUUCAUUAUUAAAUGUUUGUAAAUUAUUAUAUGUCAAUUCAACUAAGGAAAAUCCAAGUUUGAUUUAUUGUUCAGAUGGGUAUACAGAAUCUUCAUUAUUGGCUGUUUGUUAUACUAUAUAUGCCACUGGGAAUCAUAUGACAGAAGUUGUUGCUGAUUUACAUAAUAAAUAUGGACGUCCAUUUUUUUUAUUCCCAACAGAUGUUCAAUUAAUCAACAGAAUUGAAGAAAUUUUAAUUACUUAUUCACCAGUUAAAACUACUGAAACAUUUAUACCAAAUAAAUUAGAUUUAUUGGAAAAUCAAUUCAUUUAUGAACAAUUGUUUACAAAUAAAGAACAAACUUGGUUUACAAAAUUAGGUGGUUCAAUGCCUUCAAGAAUUUUACCACAUUUGUAUUUAGGAAGUUUACAUCAUGCAAGUUCACCACAAUUAUUACAUGAAUUAGGUAUAACAAGAGUAGUGUCUGUUGGUGAAAAAUUAAAUUGGGGUGAAGAAAGUUCAUUACAAAGAACAAUUAUUAAUAAUAAUAUUUCAAUAAUUAAUGGAAUUACUGGGACUCCAAUUACAAAAGUUAUGUGCAUUACAAAUAUUCAAGAUGAUGGUAUUGAUACAUUAACUCAUAAUCUUCGUGAUAUAUUAGAUUUCAUUGAUGAUGCAUAUAAAGAUGGUGCUAAAGUUCUUGUUCAUUGUAGAGUUGGUGUUUCAAGAUCAGCAACUGUUUGUAUUGCAGAAGUGAUGAGAAGAUUGAAAAUAAAUUUAAUAAGAGCUUAUAUUUUUGUUAGGGUUAGAAGAUUAAAUGUUAUAAUUCAACCAAAUUUAAGAUUCAUGUAUGAAUUAGUUAAAUGGGAAGAAAAUGAAAGAUUAGAACAUGUUAAGAAAAAAUUAUUAGAUUUGAAAAGUUCAAAUUCUAAUAGUCCAAUUACAGAUAAUUUACAAAAAGUUCCAGUAUCAUCAAUUGAAUUAUCUAAAAGAUUAUCAGGUUCAAUAAGUUCACUGAGUUCAGCAAUUUCAGAAUCAACAGGUGAAACUUCAACCGUACCAUUUUUAGAAAAUUCAGAAUCACCAAUAAGAUUAGCAUCAAAUGCAUUAGAUCAAGUUAUUGAAGAUGAAACAGAUGAAGAUGAUGAUAAUGAUGUUGGAAAUAUUGAAGAAUCCGAUGAAUUAGAAAAUAAUUAUUGGCUUCGUGAUGUUGAUUGGCAUAUUUUAUGUAGAGAGAUUGAUUAUUUGAAUAGAGCAUAUAUUGGAGGAAGGUAA